AUGGAUCUUGUUCAGUCCUCGGUUUUACUAUCAAACGAUGUCGUCUUUCUUCGGGUGAUCAUUCGAUAUGGCGAACGCUUAUUUUACUGGAAUGAACACCACUUGGAAAAAUUGUUUGCUGGUCUACGAGAAACUAUUAAUUCUCUCAUUUUUAUUCACAAUGAUUGCUAUAUCUCUAAAGAGAAGCCAAAACUAUCUCCCCAAUACAGUAGGCAGAUGCUCAAGCAGGCUAAUGACAGCCUUCACAAUCCAAUCACGUUUGUAGCUAAUUUCAACUUUGACUGUGAUUCCGAAGACACCGGUCCUCGUGUCGAAUUUAAGCCACCACAGAAAGUUCCAUGUGCCAUGCAUCAGUUGAAUGUCGAUGCUUUUUUUGCUGUCGACCCUGAAAUUGUAGAAGGGGAUCUUUUUGAUACUCUUCGAAGUAACGUUUCGGAGUUUCUGACUUCAUACAAUGAAACACUGAAAUCGAUCUUGGCCAAAGAGAAGUCAAUUCCACGCAGUCUAACGGCCUACUAUUUCCACCACGAGGAUAAACUGAUUCGCGUGUUCUACCCACCAUUCUGCGAGAAGGAACUUCAGUGGCGUGAGGCAAUUCACAAGGGUCUCGAUUUGCCCCGAAAACCAAUCAUACGCCGUGGUCUGGCCAUUUUUCCCACCCGAAGCUUCAAACGUCUCCUGGGUCCAAACGAAGAAAAUCUCGUCUGUCCCCACCUCCUGAUUCCGUCUUCUGGUCCGAAUGCCGCGUCAGCCGACGGCAACUGUGAGAUUAUUCGUGGAAGGUACACGUACAAGCACUACUUGCAGGAUGGAAUCGACGACAAGAACUGGGGCUGUGCUUACCGCUCACUGCAGACACUUGCCUCGUGGUUACUGUGGCAGGGAGUGGUCGCCCCGCUGCGCGAAUUGCCCACCAUCAAGUGCAUUCAGGAGGCGCUUGUUCGCGUCGGCGACAAAACUGCAAAAUUCAUCGGUUCUCGGCAGUGGAUCGGCUCGCUCGAGGUGAGUUUUUGCCUGCAAGAGUUGUAUGGAGUGCAGUGCCGUCUUCUUCCAGUAUCACGAGGCGCCGAAUUCACAGCUACGGCUGCAGCCGUGUUGGCGGGUCACUUCGCCUCCGGAGGGGGCCCGGUUAUGGUAGGCGGUGGCCAGCUUGCCCACACCAUUGUCGGCGUCAACACCAGUGGACCCCGUGCUCGCUACCUCAUCCUCGAUCCCCACUACACCGGACAACCCGGCAAUGUUGCAACCAUCCUCGGAAAGGGCUGGGUGGGAUGGAAGGACGAGGGGUUCUGGCGGGCCGAUGUUCCCUAUAACCUGUGCUUGGUGCCUCCCGUUGACGCCGGGGCCAUAUAA
Messenger RNA from Mesocestoides corti, 1353 nucleotides. Lineage: Eukaryota; Metazoa; Platyhelminthes; Cestoda; Cyclophyllidea; Mesocestoididae. The record is from the annotation of a GenBank genome assembly.